Messenger RNA from Cryptotermes secundus, 2210 nucleotides. RefSeq names its product zinc finger protein 2. Gene Ontology annotation, biological process: regulation of transcription by RNA polymerase II. NCBI's taxonomy places the organism in Eukaryota, Metazoa, Arthropoda, Insecta, Blattodea, Kalotermitidae. Bases 468 to 1772 code for a protein of 434 amino acids. Gene Ontology annotation, cellular component: nucleus. The transcript is spliced from 4 exons. The record is from RefSeq and is a predicted model, not a curated record. Gene Ontology annotation, molecular function: DNA-binding transcription factor activity, RNA polymerase II-specific; zinc ion binding; RNA polymerase II cis-regulatory region sequence-specific DNA binding.
AGGAACAACUUCACCUUUUUGUUGUGCAAAAAAAAAAAAAAAAGAGCUCUGUGACACCCCAGACGAAAAAUCGAUGUGCGUGCGUGGACGGUUUAUGAUGAUGCGGAAGAUUCCACUAACUACGUGAAGGAGAAUGACAAUAAUGACGACGGACUAUUACAAGGAGUGUUGAAGUUUCAUAUCUUCUCGUUGCUCAUUAUGUGCAUUUAUUUCUUAAAACCACAGUUCAAUAUAUAUAAAUCAUAUAUAAUAUUUGCUGUAAUUCUGCCGUGCCAUAAUAUUUGUGUGUUGUGGUUAUUCCAAACGGCCAAAAGUAUAAUUGUUCAUAAUGCUGUCAUUGUUUGUAAUGACCUUAUUAAAGUGGCAAUUGUGGUGUGUUUGUAUUUAGUAUGAAUUUACCUUCAUGUAAAGUCGUGUUAUAGGAACGUAAUACCGAACAUACUGUUAGUUCAAAAUUUACCAUAGAAAUGGUGGUGAAUUUUGCUAACAUGUGUCGUCUAUGUAUGGGAGAGAAAGAUUCAUUACUGCCCCUUUUUGAUGAAGAUGGGGCCCUUCCCGAUAGAAUCAUGACAUUAGUGCCCGUGUUAAAGAUGUUUGCUGGUGAUGGUCUGCCAUCUCAAGUUUGUGAGCGCUGUAUUCACCGGGUGAAUGAAUCUUUCAACUUCAAGCUGCAGUGUGAAAGUUCAGAUGCUACAUUACGGCAGUUCACCAGGUCUCAGGGUAUGGAGCCUUCCACAGUUGGAACUGCUGAUUAUUGCUGGACGUUUACUGAAGUCAAAGUUGAAGUUAAUGAAGAAACUACUGCUGAAGAGAACAGUAUCGAUGUAGCAAGUACUGAGGAACAGAGAUUGGCUGGGGAAGUUGGUUUUCUUCCUGGUAAUGAAAGCCUGUGGUCUAAUCUCCCUGCAGAAACGACUUCAAGUGGCUGCAGUGGAGACAUGGAGAUGCAUGUUCCUGUGAUGGCCAAGUUUAAAAUAGAAUCUGAGAAACCAUCAACAGGAAGGAAAUUUGAGAAGAAUGCUGCAGAAGGACAGAAGCUUCAUCCAAAUUCAGAAGUAAGAGAAACUGACAGAUGGCAAGAAGACAUGCAGAAUGGGAAGGUCAGGAAGCAAAGUGCUGUGCAGUCUGGGAAUGGUGGUACUGAUGAAGGUGCUUCCCAAAGUUGGUUGGUCAGAAAUAAGACUAACAGUUCAAAUGAUUCUUGUUUACAAGAAGAGAAAUGUGUUUCAAAUGUUAUACCUCAAGAUAUUUUGAUUAAGGCUGUGGACAGAUUACAAACAGAACCAAAACCUGAGGUUGACAGAAAGCGGUUUUUGUGUCAUGAUUGUGGGAAGAUAUUCACCCUGAAACAUCAACUUCAAGGCCAUUUGCGGACUCAUACAGGUGAAAAACCUUAUUGUUGUUCUGUGUGUGGGGAGACAUUUGGUUUUGGAAGUUGUUUGAGAAAGCAUAUGAGGAUUCAUACACUAGAGAAACCAUAUUUAUGCACUGUGUGUGGUAGAAGUUUCAGCCGUGGUGACACACUCACAAAACACAUGAGGGGGCAUACAGGUGAGAAGCCAUACCACUGUAGUGUGUGUGGCAAUAAUUUUGGACGACGAAGCACUCUCAUUAACCACAUGAGAGCACACAUGGGAGAAAAACGUUAUUUAUGUACUGAAUGUGGUUGGAGAUGUGUUCAGAGUUAUGACUUGACAAAACACAUGAGGUGUCAUUCAGGUGAGAAACAUGUACGUUGUAAAGUAGGAAACAGGGGUUUAACAUUUGCAUAAAUACAAAAUUUUUACCAUAUCAAACCAAGAAAGUUGGCUCAAGUGGUAAUGCUUCUAAUUUAUAUGUGGGAGGUGCUGGAUUCAAAAUUCUGUAGGGAGACUGGCUAUUCUUGAUGGUUUUUUCCUUGGUUUUGAUCACUCCCUCCAGAAAAAUGCAGGAUAGUAUAUCAAAUGAGGCCAUGAUCCCUCCCUGUCAUAUCCUUUCCAAGUCAUUAUUCAUGACUCAUCAUCUAGUGUUGCAUGGUCUGAGCUAUUGUCAUCACUGUUAAAUAGUCCGUCACUAAAUAGAAAACUUCUGUCACAAGCAGUGGAUAAUGUUAACCUUUGUCAGCCAAGAAAGGGGAUUUUAAAUCUCCUGGUACCUUCAGUUUGACCAUAUUUAAACUCAAAUAUGAAAGUUUAUUGUCUUCUUCCAGUGAUGUGGGGCUAAUGGCCAUG